Heterobasidion irregulare TC 32-1 is the source of this 213-nucleotide messenger RNA. RefSeq lists its product as uncharacterized. The transcript has 2 exons. The record is from RefSeq and is a predicted model, not a curated record. NCBI's taxonomy places the organism in Eukaryota, Fungi, Basidiomycota, Agaricomycetes, Russulales, Bondarzewiaceae. The coding region runs from base 1 to 213 and encodes 70 amino acids.
AUGACGACCAGCCUUGGACGUCUUACGAAGGCCGUUGACGGCAUCAAACUCAUCGUCGACUAUAUCAAUGACUACCAACUUACCGAACAGGCACAAGUAAGAACCCCGCAGUAUCUCGUUCGAGCGGCCAUCAUCAAAGAGUUUGAGGCAGUAGCGGAGAACUUGAACCUUCCUUCGAGCGAUCCCAUCCGUCAAAGUCACCUUGAUUUCUAG